AUGGUAGAGAGAUGGCGAAAGGAGACACACUGCUUCAAUUUUCGUGAAGGCGAGUGCACCAUCACACUUAAGGACAUCGCCAUCCUUACCGAUCUCCCCAUUGAUGGUGAUGUUGUUUGUGUGGACUCUACGGCACCACCUAAAGUUGUUGCCAAUAUGAGUGGUUGGCAACAUUUUAUAUGGACGGUCACUGGUAGCCUGCUUGUUGGUUGUAAUCCGCCUGUUGAGCUUCUUCUUCAUAUGAAGGGAAGGAUUGAUGACUUCCUCCAGUUCCAUGAUGAUACUCCGCCUGACUCCAACUCGAGUCUUGGAAAUCCUGGUGGGGAUGAUCUUCGUAUAAUACACUCCCACCGUGGAUACCAGAUGUUUGGCCAGCUCCAGAAUGACCUACACUGCCUUGAACGGCCUCGGUGUAAACGAACAUCUCCGCUUGCUUCAUUGUAUUGGUGGUCAAAAAUUGGACCAUGGCAUCAACGUCCUCCUGAGUGGUAA
This is a messenger RNA of Linum tenue, 492 nucleotides long. Lineage: Eukaryota; Viridiplantae; Streptophyta; Magnoliopsida; Malpighiales; Linaceae. The record is from the annotation of a GenBank genome assembly.